Molecule: messenger RNA, 1948 nt
Organism: Phragmites australis (common reed)
Lineage: Eukaryota; Viridiplantae; Streptophyta; Magnoliopsida; Poales; Poaceae
Product: cation transporter HKT2;4-like
Exons: 3
Coding region: 82-1635 (517 amino acids)
Biological process (GO): transmembrane transport; monoatomic cation transport
Cellular component (GO): plasma membrane
Molecular function (GO): monoatomic cation transmembrane transporter activity
Source: RefSeq, a predicted model, not a curated record
UCGUAUGUCACUUGAAUUAAGACAAAGACAUCGUAAAGUUUUAAAGAGCUAGACCAGCAGGCACUACCCUCUCUACCUCCAAUGCCUAUUCGGCUGCAUUUCUUUGUCAGUUCUGCAAGGCAUGUCGUCAGUUCAUCGGUGCUCGUCUGCCGGUUCAUCGCCUUCCAUCUCAACCCGCUCUUGUUUCACCUGUCCUACUUCGUCGCCGUUGAUCUACUCGGUUUUCUUGCCUUGGCGCUGCUCAAGCCAAGCAACACCGACUACCGCCCGCGGUACGUCGACAUGUUCUUCAUGUCGACGUCUGCGGUUACGGUCACCGGACUGGCCACCGUCAAGAUGGAGGACCUCUCCAGCUCUCAGAUAGUGGUCCUGACUCUCCUGAUGCUCUUAGGCAGUGAGAUGUUCCUCUCCCUGCUCGGACUUGUUCUUGAGCUCCGCAAGCGAAAACAGCAAGAUCAAGAUGAGAGCAGGCUACGAUCGGUCACCGUUUGCGACGAAUCGAAUCUCGAAGAGGUGAAUCCACCAAUUAGUCCAUCCACAGGUCUCAAUGAUCAGAAGCAGAGCUGCCUCAGAUGCUUAGGACUUGUGGUGUUGGCCUACACGGUCAUGAUCUUUCUCCUUGGCUCUCUGCUGGUGUUCUUGUACGUUGCCAAUGUUCCGAGUGCAAGAGGUGUACUGGCGAGGAAGAGCAUCAACGCCGCGCUCUUCUCGGUGUCGGUCACCGUGUCGUCCUUCACCAAUGGUGGGUUGUUGCCGACGAACGAGAGCAUGGCAGUAUUCGCGACAAACCAGGGUCUCCUCCUGCUGCUCACCGGCCAGAUCCUCGCCGGCAGCACGCUCUUCCCGGUGUUCCUCAGGCUGCUGAUAUGGGCCAUCAGAAGACUAGCAAGAGUGUUCACUAGACGUGGAUCCGAAGAGCUUGAGUUCACGGCGAAGAACGCCAUGGCGGUGGGCUUCACGCACCUGCUGCUGCCUGGAUUGCAGACGGCGUUCCUCGCGGCCACGGUUGUCGCUGUCGCUGCCGCAGCGGUGACGCUCCUCUGCUGCUUGAACUGGGACACCCCGGUGUUCGCGGGGCUCACCGCUGGCCAGAAGAUCACCAACGCGCUGUUCAUGGCCGUGAACGCGCGGCAGGCGGGGGAGAACUCCGUCGACUGCUCGCUCGUCGCGCCCGCGGUGCUUGUGCUGUUCGUCGCCAUGAUGUGCAUCCCAUCCUCGGCGACAUUAUUCUCGGUGCACGACGGCGAAAGAAUCGGCGGAGAACCAGAACACAAGGAUGGAAGAAAGAAGAGAAGAUUGUCACUGAACAGAAUGUUACUGUCGCCGAUAACCUGCAACGCUGCAGUGACGAUGCUCGUCUGCGUCACCGAGAGGCGAUCGCUCACCAGCGACCCUCUCAACUUCUCCACGUUCAACAUGAUCUUCGAGGCGAUUAGUGCGUAUGGGAACGUGGGGCUGUCCACCGGUUACAGCUGCUCGAGGCUGCUGCGGCCGGAGGAGAUGAGCGUCUGCCAUGACCGGCCGUACAGCUUCUCCGGGUGGUGGAGCGACCAGGGGAAGCUGGUCCUCGUCCUCGUGAUGCUCUACGGGAGGCUGAAAGGGUUCCACAGGCAGCAGCAGCAACGCAGGAGCUGAUCAAAAACAACGACAUGAAAAUUUUCAGGUACCUUAGUCGUCCGGGAAUCAAACCUGAAACUCAAACAACAAGGCACACGCAUGUCCCAGCUGCAUACACGCGCGAAAAAUCCUUGAAUAAUUCGUGGGCACGAGGAAUGAAGCAGUGCAGCGUUCCAGAGUGAAAUGCGAUCGGCGGAGGGUGAAAUUAAAUAUAUAUAUAGAUUAAGUUUUCUUAAAUCAAAUUUUGAUUAAGUUGUGCAUGGAGAUGAACUGCAGUGUUACCUAACACAUGUGUCUUUUUUUUUUUUUGCCUAAUCAGAUGCCUCGAAUC